AUGGCAGGUUCAGGGGAGGGUGUCAAGGGCAAGACAAAUCAAACCACUGUGACUGAGUUCAUCCUUGUUGGAUUCCUGGACUACCCAGAGCUUCAGAUUCCCCUCUUCAUCAUCUUUCUGCUCAUCUAUCUCAUCACUCUGGUGGGAAACAUUGGGAUAAUCAUUCUAACAAAAAUUGAUGCUAGGCUUCACAGCCCCAUGUACUUUUUUCUUAGAAAUCUCUCCAUUGUAGACGUUGGUUAUUCUACCACCAUUGCCCCAAAAUUAUUGACAACAUUUGUGAUAGAACAUUCAACAAUUUCCUUCACAGGAUGUGCCACACAAUUCUUCUUUUUUGUCAUUUUUGUGACCACCGAAACUUUUCUUCUGGCUGUGAUGGCUUAUGAUCGCUUCAUGGCAAUCUGCUAUCCAUUGCUGUAUUUUGUUGUCAUGUCAAAGAAGCUUUGCACCCUCUUGGUCAUAGCUACUUACGUGUUUGGCUUUGUAAAUUCAAUAUCCCACACCAUCGUUAUUUUUAGCUUAAAUUUCUGCAACUCAAAUACUAUUAAUCAUUUUUUCUGUGAUAUUCCGCCAAUGCUUCAAUUGUCCUGUUCAGAUACCCACAUUGCUCGCAUUGUGCUUUUAAUUUUGUCCACUAUAGUUGGACUGACAACAGUUCUGACUGUUUUGAUCUCCUACAUUGCCAUUGUUAUUGCCAUCCUGAAGAUCAGGUCUGCCCAGGGAAGAUACAAAGCCUUCUCCACCUGUACCUCUCAUCUGAUCACUGUGACCAUUUACUUUGGAACCAUCAUGUUCAUGUACUUAGGACCUGGCUCCAAUUUCUCAUUGGAUAAAGAUAAAAUCGUAUCCGUCUUUUAUACUCUUAUCAUCUCCUCACUUAAUCCAUUCAUCUACAGUUUGCGGAACAGGGAAGUGAAGGAUGCAUUUAGCAGAAUGCUAGAUAAGGUAACAUUCCUGAAGUAA
Thamnophis elegans (Western terrestrial garter snake) is the source of this 963-nucleotide messenger RNA. RefSeq names its product olfactory receptor 1019-like. The record is from RefSeq and is a predicted model, not a curated record. Bases 1 to 963 code for a protein of 320 amino acids. Gene Ontology annotation, biological process: G protein-coupled receptor signaling pathway; sensory perception of smell. Lineage: Eukaryota; Metazoa; Chordata; Lepidosauria; Squamata; Natricidae. Gene Ontology annotation, cellular component: membrane. The transcript is spliced from 2 exons. Gene Ontology annotation, molecular function: G protein-coupled receptor activity; odorant binding; olfactory receptor activity.